Molecule: messenger RNA, 1425 nt
Organism: Colletes gigas
Lineage: Eukaryota; Metazoa; Arthropoda; Insecta; Hymenoptera; Colletidae
Gene: DNaseII
Product: plancitoxin-1
Exons: 7
Coding region: 107-1231 (374 amino acids)
Biological process (GO): apoptotic DNA fragmentation
Molecular function (GO): deoxyribonuclease II activity
Source: RefSeq, a predicted model, not a curated record
CAGUCACUUCAGUGACCAUGCAGCUGGCCGAUCGCGAUGACAGUAAUUUCAUUACGUAAACAGAGUUGUGUUGUGUUUUAAUUGUGAUAAAUCUCGUAUAGCGACAAUGCGUAAGCUAUUUUAUGUGAUCACGUGCCUAAUCGUGUGUAAUGUAAGCGUCGAUUCUGACAAUAAACUGCAAUGUAAAGACGAAAACAACGCACCGGUUGAUUGGUACGUGAUUUAUAAGUUACCGAAAACUCCAAUGAGUAGUAAUCCUUUAAUCAAAGACGGUAAUGCUUAUCUGUACGUAACAAGCGCAACAGUCGGAACCGGGUGGCGCUUAUCUACUAGGUCUAUCGCUUCAAACAAUUCUAUCCCUGGGAUCACAUUAGCGCCUAUUUACAAUGACAAAAACGAGAACAAGAGUAUGUGGACUUUGUACAACGACGAUCCGCCGGAUUCGUCGACCGUUUUUAAAUAUGGCCAUUCGAAGGGCGUAGUGGCGGUUAACAGCGAUCAGGGUUUCUGGUUAAUUCACAGCGUGCCAAAUUUCCCUCCGGUUCCCAAUGGCGGCGAGUUAACCCGCCCUUCGAACAGGGAAAACGUAACUAUCGCGGGCAGAUACGAUUAUCCAGAAAGUGGAAAGUUGUACGGGCAGAGUUUUUUGUGCGUUUCCCUCGGGGGGGAUCAAUUUAAUUCUGUCGGCGAACAGUUGAUGUACAACGAAAUAGUAGUGUACGCGAAAAAUAUACCAGAAACGCUCGAUAAAGCGUAUCCGUUGUUAAGGAACGCGACCAAUCAGAAACGGAUCAGGUCGCCCCCGUAUAACAACAAAGCUAUCGUAAGAUCCUUGGGAUCGGUCGAGUUCGUUUCGUUCGCCAAGGGCAGCAAGUGGCAGAAAGGUUUAUACACCGAUUACGUUGCCCCACAGUUGCAGACAGAUCUGUACGUGCAGUCGUGGUUGAACGGCCGUGGAAAGCUUCCAUCCACGUGCAGUCGUAGAAAAGUUUACAACGUUAAGAGCCUCGUGUUGGAGGCAGCCAAUGUCGAUUUCUCGAGCAGUCGCGAUCAUUCCAAGUGGUCCAUAACAGUCACCAACAAAACAGACGUUCAUUGGGUUUGCGUCGCUGAUAUUAACAGAGCCGAUACGCAGUAUUCUCGAGGCGGCGGAGCCUUGUGUUUCAAGCAGGCACAAUUAUGGAACGAUUAUCGGAACGCCAUAAACGACGUAGAGCCUUGCACUUUAUAAGCGAACGCGUGACGUUCUCCCUUUUUUGGGAAAAUACUGGGAAUUUCAAAGCGUUCGUAAGAUACUCGGUAUCCAGUAUUAAACGCGUUCUUUCAGUGUAAUAAAUUGAUUUCCGGUAAAAUAAGAUUCCCAAUUACGAUUAAAUAUAAUUCAUUCCUUUGUAUGCGUUCUGUCUAGCGUAAUAAAAUUGUUGC